UUUCCUUCUUCCUAAACCCAUCUCGAUCCCUACCUAGCUAAGCUAUUUCAUUCACACCUCGAUCAAUCUCGAUCGUCUCUCUCGUCUACUACUAGUACUAGCUUCUUCUCCUCCAUUUCUGACCUGAGCUAGCUCAGAACAGAGAGCUGAGAAUCAUCAGCUAGCUAGCUAGGCGUCUGGGGAGAGAGCAGGAGCCAUGUCGGAGUCGGAGGUGUCGGUGAUCAACCAGCUGGAGGAGGAGGAGACUCGGCUGGAGCUGCCGCCGGGGUUCCGGUUCCACCCCACCGACGAGGAGGUGGUGACCCACUACCUCACCCGCAAGGCCCAGGACCGGAGCUUCUCCUGCGUCGUCAUCGCCGACGUGAACCUCAACAACUGCGAGCCAUGGGACCUCCCAAGCAAGGCGAAGAUGGGGGAGAAGGAGUGGUUCUUCUUCUGCCACAAGGACCGCAAGUACCCGACGGGGAUGAGGACGAACCGGGCGACGGCCAGCGGGUACUGGAAGGCCACCGGGAAGGACAAGGAGAUCUUCCGCGGCCGCGGCCUCCUCGUCGGCAUGAAGAAGACGCUCGUCUUCUACAUGGGCCGCGCCCCCCGCGGCGAGAAGACCCCCUGGGUCAUGCACGAAUACCGCCUCGACGGCAAGCUUCCCCCCAACCUCCCCCGCUCCGCAAAGGAGGAAUGGGCGGUUUGCCGGGUGUUCAACAAAGACUUGGCGGCAAAGAUUGCCCAAAUGCCGCCGCCUCCCUUCCCGCGCAACGACUCCUUCGACCUCGACCUCGACGACUUCCUCCACCUCGACGCCGACCUGCCGCCGCUCAUCGACGACCCCUUCGCCUCCACCUCCACGCUCAAGACGGAGCCACCUCCGCCGGCCAACCUGAUGCACAACCACUACGGCUACUUCUCCCUCCCGGCGUCAGCGACCAAUUAUAACCACAGCUCCGGCGCCAUGGCGGACCAGGCGAUUCGGAGGUUCUGCAAGGCGGAGGCGUCGACGGCGUGCUUCUCCGGCGCCGACGCUGACGUGGAUCCGGUGGUGGACGAGCUGCUCUCCUUCCCGGACUCCAUCACGGACUACUCCUACAUAUGGAAGGCCUGACCAGAUUAAUUUCGUGGUUAAUUUGCCAUAUGAUCGAUCAGAUUAAUCCUGUUUAAUUAGUUGGUUUAUUAACUUGAUUACUGUCAAAGGUUUGGGUUAACUAGGAGAUGAUGAUGAUGGAGUUUGUGGUGAUGCGAGAGAGAGAGAGAUUAGGUCGCGCUGAUCUGGUCUGAUCAAGGUGUGCAGAGCAGAUGGAGCGGACUAAUUCAUUAAUUAGCUUAAUCAAAUUAGUUAUAUAGGUUUGUUUGUCUUAAUUCUGUAUGUAUAUAGUUAUCUGAUUGGGGAUAAUACAUAGAGAUUACUAGCUAGCUAGCUAGUUUGGUGAUUAGGGGGGUGAUGAGCUAGCUAGAGAGAGAUAUCUCAUCAAAAUUAAGGUCUCGGUUGGUUGAUUAAUCUGCAGAUUAUAUAUUGCCUUGUGUGUGAUAGGCCAUGUGGCCUCUUUCUGUGUAUGUGUGUGUGUGGAUGGAAGGAGUAAAUUAACUAAACCCCUUGUACAUGUACCAUCAGUUGUGCUUUACUUACAUGAUCAAUUCAACCAUUGAUCGAUUAACCAAACCGAGAUUUGCAUC
Messenger RNA from Oryza sativa Japonica Group (Japanese rice), 1671 nucleotides. RefSeq names its product NAC domain-containing protein 87. The record is from RefSeq and is a predicted model, not a curated record. NCBI's taxonomy places the organism in Eukaryota, Viridiplantae, Streptophyta, Magnoliopsida, Poales, Poaceae. Gene Ontology annotation, molecular function: DNA binding. Gene Ontology annotation, biological process: regulation of DNA-templated transcription.